Molecule: messenger RNA, 1138 nt
Organism: Exserohilum turcica Et28A
Lineage: Eukaryota; Fungi; Ascomycota; Dothideomycetes; Pleosporales; Pleosporaceae
Exons: 1
Coding region: 116-850 (244 amino acids)
Biological process (GO): chromatin remodeling
Cellular component (GO): Ino80 complex
Source: RefSeq, a predicted model, not a curated record
GCCUCGCCCUGUGUGCGCCCUCACCGCUGCCCACCACGCCCACCACGCCCGCAGCACCCGCCCACCGGCCCGCCAUCGCCAUCCAUCUCCAGCUCGCGUCCUCUUGCACGCGAACAUGACCACGAAAUCUGCAAAGACUCUCGUCGUCACGCUCAAGCUGCCCGCAGACUCUCUGGCCCGCUUCGUCCGCCAGCCCACGCCCGCCCCCAGCGACGACGCAAACCCCUCGCCCCCAACGCCCUCGCCGCCGCACAUUGUCGAGCCCGAGCCCGCCGACACGCCCGCCGACUCUGCCUCCAACAUGAACGACCCCGGCACCCCGUCGUCGCUCGCCCCUCCCUCUGCCAAGCGGAAGGGCCCCAAGCUAGGCACCAAGCGCACCGCCGCCCAGAUGGAGGCGGGCUCCAACCCCGGCACCCCCAAGCAGCCAAAGGCCAAGCCCGGCCCCAAGAGGAAGAAGAUGGGCGACAUCAUCAACGACCCCAACUCCAAGACGCCCUUUGCCGCCCCCGCAGCCAUCAGCAAGGCCGGCCCAAAGGCCAAUCUCGGCGCCAUCAACGAGCGCCUGCGUGCCCUCGACCGCUCCGGCGCAAAGUGUCGCCGCUGGGAGAAGAAGACGUUCCAGGUCCGCAGCUUCACCGGCGUGCUCUGGCAAGUGCCCACCUACCAGCCCGGCCGGAAAUCCGCCUUCCCCGAUGAUGUCAAGAGCGACACCACCGGCACCAGCGACUCCAAGCUCAAGGACGAGAGCAGCGCAAUCAGCGACAAGAGCGGCCUCAAUGGCGACAGCACCUCUGUCCAAACCCCCAUGAACGGCAUGGCCAGCUCGCCCGCUCCUAUUGCUGCGUGAGCACCAUUAAUUUCUCUCUUCUUUUUUUUUUCCCUUUGUCUACCACAUGAUGCACACGCGGCCUAUGUUGCCCCUUUUGCAUGGAGACCAAAUUCUUGCCGCAUGUUUUUUUUAUAUUCACUUUGUAUCUUCGACCAUGUUGGGAGUUUACGGAUGGCAUUGACUGCCUGUCUAAAAGGCGUUUGGUUUCAAGGGCAUAUCCGACUUGCCCAGAGCAAGGCGAAGAAGCAUGGCGCAUGACCAGGGGUCCCGAAUUACUAUUAUAUUUGUACUGGAUAGAGACGCAGA